AAUUUGCUAAGAAAAAUGGCGGGGAUUCUUGGCGCCAUUUUUCCCAAUCCCGCAUUCUUUGGGAACUUUCAUCUAUUUUCUUCUACUUAUCCCUCUUCCAAAUCGUUUAAGCCCUUAUCGAUUUGCAACUACGCACGCAGGCCACAUAAAAAAAUCUGUCCUUUUACCUUAGAAAUGGCUCAAACAGUGGCAAAUCAUAACCCUGAAAUCAAAGAACCAAACCCCAAAAUCCCAAAACUCCAACAAAACGGCGAUCCUGAAGCACCCCAUGAAAUCACUUCCUUUUUACGCGUCAAAAAGCUCUCAGAAAAGGCUGUUUUGCCCUCGAGGGCCUCACCUCUCUCCGCAGGCUAUGAUUUGUCCAGUGCAAUUGAGACUAAAGUUCCAGCCAGAGGCAAGGCUUUGAUUCCCACGGAUCUUAGCAUUGCCAUACCAGAAGGAACUUAUGCUCGUAUUGCGCCACGAUCGGGGUUGGCAUGGAAGCAUUCCAUUGAUGUAGGAGCGGGAGUGAUAGAUGCAGACUAUAGGGGUCCAAUUGGGGUCAUUUUAUUCAACCACUCCGAUGUGGAUUUUGAAGUGAAGGCCGGUGACAGAAUUGCACAACUUAUUAUUGAGAAAAUCUUAACUCCUGAGGUCACAGAGGUUGAUGAUCUUGAUUCAACUAUUCGGGGUUCGGGUGGUUUUGGAUCUACUGGUGUUUAAUUUUGCUAUAUCUUGGGAAUUCUAUGUUGUUACUAUCAUUUCAUUAGUACUAUGAUAAAUUUCAGAUACUAGCCAAGAGCAUCUUAUAUCAAACCUUGAUCUAUAAAAGAAUUGUUUAUUUCAAAAUUUUAUCAAAUUCAUGCAUAA
This is a messenger RNA of Olea europaea var. sylvestris, 849 nucleotides long. RefSeq names its product deoxyuridine 5'-triphosphate nucleotidohydrolase-like. The record is from RefSeq and is a predicted model, not a curated record. Gene Ontology annotation, biological process: dUMP biosynthetic process; dUTP catabolic process. Bases 16 to 702 code for a protein of 228 amino acids. The transcript is spliced from 3 exons. Gene Ontology annotation, molecular function: dUTP diphosphatase activity; magnesium ion binding. Lineage: Eukaryota; Viridiplantae; Streptophyta; Magnoliopsida; Lamiales; Oleaceae.